UUCACACAUCUGAAACCCUAAAAAACUGAAAAACAAAACAUGAAAAUGUCAUCUGAAUUCCUCCUCUUCUUCUUCUUCAUCUUUCCCCACUCCUCACCACUCCACCUGCUAUGGCUCCUCCUCCUUACCACAGUUUUCGGCCUCUGGCUAACCCCAGGCGGCCUCGCAUGGGCUCUAUCCCGGGCCAAAUCCCGCACCCACCCCGCCAUUCCCGGGCCCUCCGGUCUCCCGCUCCUCGGCCUGGCCCCCGCCUUCGCAAGCCCCCUCACCCACCGAAUCCUCGCAUCCCUCUCCAAAACCCUCAACGCCACACCCCUCAUGGCCUUCUCCGUGGGGUCCACGCGCCUCGUCGUCGCCAGCAGCCCCCACACCGCCAGGGAGAUCCUCAGCAGCCCCGCCUUCGCGGACCGCCCGGUCAAAGAGUCGGCCCGCGAGCUCCUCUUCCACCGGGCCAUGGGGUUCGCGCCAUGCGGAGACUACUGGAGGGGGCUCAGGAGGGUCUCGGCCGUUCAUCUCUUCAGCCCGAGGCGGCUGGCUGGGCUCGAGGGGGUGAGGAGGGAGAUAGGGUUGGAGAUGAUGGAGAAGAUUGCAAGAGAAAAUGGUGAAGUUGAGGUGAGAAGUGUGUUGCAUUUUGGUGCAUUGAAAAAUGUGAUGAGGGGUGUGUUUGGGAAAUGGGGUGAUGGCUGUGGUGUUGUGGAGUUGGAAGGGUUGGUGAGGGAAGGGUAUGAGGUGUUGGGGAUGUUCAAUUGGAGUGAUCAUUUUCCUGUUUUGGGGUGGAUGGAUUUGCAGGGAGUGAGGAGGAGGAGUAGGGAUUUGGGGGGGAGGGUUGGGGUUUUUGUGGGGAAGAUUGUGGAGGAGCAUAGGGUCAUCAAAAGGGAGGAUCAUAAUCAAUGUUUUCUUGAUGUUUUGCUUGAUUUGGAGGAGAAUAGGUUGGAGGAUUCUGACAUGAUUGCUCUUCUUUGGGAAUUGGUAUUUAGGGGAACUGAUACCGUUGCAAUUCUGUUAGAAUGGAUUCUUGCAAGAAUGAUUCUUCAUCCGGACAUCCAAACCAAGGCCCAACACGAAAUCGACACCGCAAUCGGCGGGAACGCAACCGUAAUAACUGAUUCCGACCUAGUAAACCUCCCUUACCUCCAAUACAUAGUGAAGGAGACACUCCGGAUGCACCCUCCGGGCCCACUCCUCUCAUGGGCCCGGCUGGCGAUCCACGACACCAGUGUGGGACAACACUUUGUCCCAGCGGGCACGACUGCCAUGGUCAACAUGUGGGCCAUAGCGCAUGAUGAGAAGGUAUGGGCAGAGCCCAAAAAGUUUAGGCCUGAGAGGUUCAUAGAGGAAGAUGUUGCGAUCAUGGGGUCGGAUCUCAGAUUGGCACCGUUUGGGUCGGGUAGGAGGGUGUGCCCCGGUAAGGCCAUGGGACUUGCUACGGUCCAUCUUUGGCUGGCACAAUUGCUUCGUACCUUUAGGUGGAGUGCUUCAAGUGAUUAUGGAGUGGAUUUAUCGGAAUGCUUGAAAAUGUCCAUGGAAAUGAAGCAUCCAUUGGUUUGCAAAGCUAUUCCUCGAGGGUUCUUCAACUAAUUUGAAUUUGAGCUUCAAGUUCAAGGUCAAAAUUGGAAUGACAAGAAAGUCAACGAGAUGUGAAGGACUAUGGUAUCGAUCGUAUUGCAUGGUGUUUGUUUGGAAGGUAUAUGAAAAACAAUGUGAGGUUGAGUGUGUGCUUUUGUAAUUAGUGAGUAUUUGGUUUUUAAAUGAUGUAUUGUCAUUUAUUUUUCUUGCUUGUUUCUGUAUUGUCACGAGACAAGGUUGUCAUUGCAAUUAAUGUCAUGAACUAUUUCUUGUGGAUAA
Messenger RNA from Salvia splendens (bonfire salvia), 1845 nucleotides. RefSeq names its product cytochrome P450 78A5. Gene Ontology annotation, molecular function: oxidoreductase activity, acting on paired donors, with incorporation or reduction of molecular oxygen; monooxygenase activity; iron ion binding. Bases 40 to 1578 code for a protein of 512 amino acids. The record is from RefSeq and is a predicted model, not a curated record. The transcript is spliced from 2 exons. Lineage: Eukaryota; Viridiplantae; Streptophyta; Magnoliopsida; Lamiales; Lamiaceae.